AUGGACACCAUCCUGGACAAUUUCACCUCGGAGAAACUUUUCCCCAAUCCCAACCUGUUGGACCUCGAGGAUUUGAAUGAAACCGAUUUCCUCACCAACGUGCACUUCUCGGAGCACAUGGAAGAUUUCUCCAAUGAGCUCUUCAGCAGCUUCUUUGAUGACCACCUGCUGGCAGAGAGGAACCCUCUGCUGGACAUGGAGCUUGACCCCCCCAAUCCUGACAUCCAAGCAGAGCACAGCUACUCCCUGAGUGGAGACUCUGCCCCCCAGAGCCCCUCCAUGCCAAUCAAGAUGGAUGAAGGGACAGAAUCGGAAGGUAUGUGGUCUUUUGGCCAGGAUCUGACUGCCAUCCUGGUGAAGCAGGAGCCAAGCCUGCUGGCUGAGUCUUUGCCCUCCCCUGCCCUGGUGAACAGCCCUCCCCAGCCACUCAACCUGGCCCCUCCACCCCGAAGGAGCCCCCCAGAGGACAUGGCCUCUAAAGACCUGAACCCCAAGCCUGCUAUAAAAGCUGAGCCCGGAGAUGUCAAUCAGUUCCUCAGUGUCCCAUCAGAUGAGCAGCUGCAGCUCCCGCCCACCCCUCCCAGCAGUCACAGCAGUGACAGUGACGGGCCACAGAGUCCCCACUCACUGCCCCCCCCCAGUCCAGCACGGCUGCAGGCUCGUACCUCCACUGCUAUCUCCUCUUCUCCCCUUCUGACUGCGCCCCAUAAGCUGCAGGGCACCUCUGGGCCCCUGAUUCUGACAGAGGAGGAAAAACGCACCCUGAUUGCAGAAGGCUACCCCGUGCCCAACAAGCUGCCCCUCACCAAGACCGAGGAGAAGGCACUUAAGAGGGUCCGCAGGAAAAUCAAAAACAAGAUCUCUGCCCAAGAGAGCCGGAGGAAGAAGAAGGAGUAUGUGGAGUGUCUGGAGAAAAAGGUUGAGUCAUUCACCUCAGAAAACAACGAGCUGUGGAAGAAGGUAGAGACCUUGGAGAGUGCAAACAGAUCUCUGCUCCAGCAGCUGCAGAAGCUCCAGGUGCUGGUAGCUGGAAAGGUGCCGCGCUCCUGCAAGAUGGCCUCUACCCAAACGGGCACCUGCCUCAUGGUGGUGGCACUGUGUUUUGUAUUGGUGCUGGGCUCCUUCAUGCCCUGUCUUUCCGAGUUCUCCUCUGCGUCCCAUACGGUGAAGUCCACGCCUCUGCCAUCUGUGGAUGUCUACACUGCCAGUCAAAUCCGCUCCCGCACACUCCUCUUCUAUGACGAGGGCUCCCCAUUGGAGGAUGGAUAUGGCAGCUUCCUGAAAGUGGAGGACAAUAACGACUGGGAGGGGGUGACACGUGACUUUACUGAGGGUCAGCCAGGCCAGGAUGCCCGGGGCGAGCAUGAAGCCACCAAGUACUUGAGCAAGGCCCAUGCAGACAUGGUGGACUACAACAGGACAGGUGCAGAUUUCCUCCAUGAAAAAGAACAGUAUCACAAAAGAGAGGCGAACCCUGAUGGUGGAGCGGAGUACUUCUAACCCGUCCGGGGCGGAGCUGCCAUACGCAUGCAGCCUUCCACGGACUCCUGCCCCUGGCAGGUGUCUCUAGCACCAGUGCCGAGGCAGCCUGUAAUGUGCCCCCCAGCCCCCUGGCAUCUCUGUCCCACCAUAUACAC
Megalops cyprinoides (Indo-Pacific tarpon) is the source of this 1637-nucleotide messenger RNA. RefSeq names its product cAMP responsive element binding protein 3-like 1 (gene creb3l1). NCBI's taxonomy places the organism in Eukaryota, Metazoa, Chordata, Actinopteri, Elopiformes, Megalopidae. Bases 1 to 1500 code for a protein of 499 amino acids. The record is from RefSeq and is a predicted model, not a curated record. Gene Ontology annotation, molecular function: cAMP response element binding; DNA-binding transcription factor activity, RNA polymerase II-specific. Gene Ontology annotation, biological process: regulation of transcription by RNA polymerase II. The transcript is spliced from 12 exons.